Molecule: messenger RNA, 3536 nt
Organism: Marmota flaviventris (yellow-bellied marmot)
Lineage: Eukaryota; Metazoa; Chordata; Mammalia; Rodentia; Sciuridae
Gene: Tpx2
Product: TPX2 microtubule nucleation factor
Biological process (GO): regulation of mitotic spindle organization; activation of protein kinase activity
Cellular component (GO): spindle; microtubule
Source: RefSeq, a predicted model, not a curated record
UUGCACCAGUGAGUUAGGUGCUAUUUUUCACUUUACAGAGACGGAAACCGAGGCCUACGAUCUGUAUAAGUUUCGGGAAGCGGGUGAAAUAGCGGCUCCGCCCUCAAGAAAUGAGGUGUUUGGUGAAGGAAAACAAAGGUUUUUAACAAGAAAUAUCUUCCUGACUUCAAGAUUUCAGGAAAGAGUAUAUUGCAACUUUUGAGUUAAACCUGUAUGCAAGUGGAUUGACAGACCCAUUAAACCACAGAAGGUGACCUGUUGAGAAAAGUGAUACAAAUACUGAAAAAAACCUGCUCUUCUGCAUUAAGGGUGGACAAUGUCACAAGUUACAACAACUUAUUCUUUUGAUGCUCCUACGGACUUCAUUAAUUUUACAUCUUUGGAUGAUGAGGAAGAUUCCGAAAACAUAGAUUCAUGGUUUGAUGAGAAGGCCAAUUUGGAAAACAAGUAUCCUGGGAAUGGGACAGGAGGGCUUUUUCAGAGCAAAACUUCUGUGAAAAAGGCUAAUCUUCAGCAAGCUAAUGACACACCUUUGAGACCAGUUGACAACAUUUAUUACAAAGAGGCUGAAAAGGAAAAUCUUAUGGAAUAUUCCAUUCCUUCAAAUGCUUGUUCUUCCCUGGAAACUGAGAGAGCCGUAUCAAGAAAUACUCCAACCCAGCCUCAGAGAAGAUCUCUUAGACUCUCUGCUCAGAAGGAUUUGGAGCAAAAAGAAAAACGCCAUGUUCAAAUGAAAGCAAAGAGAUGUGCCACUCCCGUAAUCAGUGAAAUACCACCUUCCAAAAGAAUGAAAGUUUCUAUCAACAAAAAGAAACCAGAGGAAGAGGAAGGAGGCAGUUCUCAAGAUACUUCUCAAAAGACUGAAUCUUCCCCAGAGAAAGUCAAGGGCAGACAUACUAUGACUUGCACACCACUCAUAAAGCAGAAGGUUUUAAAAAGUACUGAGGAGCAAGAGUUGGAGAAGAGAAUGAAAAUGCAGCAGGAAGUGGUGGAGAUGCGGAAAAAGAAUGAAGAAUACAAGAAACUUGCUCUUGCAGGAGCAGGGCAACCUGUGAAGAAAUCAGUGAGCCAAGUAACUAAAUCAGUUGACUUCCACUUCCGCACAGAUGAGCGAAUCAAACAGCACCCUAAGAACCAGGAGGAGUAUAAGGAAGUAAACUUUGUAUCUGAACUUCGAAAGCAUCCUUCAUCUCCUGCUCAUGUGCUUAAGGGAUGUACCAUUACAAAGCCUUUUAACCUCUCCCAAGGAAAGAAGAGAACAUUUGAUGAAGCAGCUUCUACAUAUGUGCCCCUUGCACAGCAAGUUGAAGCCUUCCAUAAACGAACUCCUAACAGAUAUCAUUUGAGGAGCAAGAAGGAAGAUUUUAGUGUGUUACCCUCCAAAUCAUCUGUGACCAAGAUGUCCAGAGACCCACAAACUCCCUUACUACAAACCAAAUACCGGGCAAGGCCUGUUACCUACAAAAGUGCAGUGGAACAGGAAGCUGAGGAGCUUGAGAAACUGCAGCAGUACAAAUUCAAAGCACGUGAACUAGAUCCCAGAAUUCUUGAAGGUGGGCCUAUCUUGCCCAAGAAACCACCUGUGAAACCACCCACUCAGCCUAUUGGCUUUGAUUUGGAAAUUGAGAAAAGAAUCCAGGAGCGAGAGCCAAAGAAAAAAUCAGAGGAUGAAUGCUUUGAAUUUCAUUCCAGACCUUGUCCUACCAAGAUCUUGGAAGAUGUUGUGGGUGUUCCUGAAAAGAAGGUACUUCCAAUCACUGUCCCCAAGUCACCAGCUUUUGCAUUGAAAAACAGAAUUCGAAUACCCACCAAAGAGGAAGAGGAAGAGGAUGAACAGGCAGUGAUAAGAGCUCAACCUGUGCCACAUUAUGGGGUGCCUUUUAAGCCCCAAAUCCCAGAGGCAAGAACUGUGGAAAUGUGCCCUUUCUCCUUUGAUUCUCGGGACAAAGAACGACAGUUGCAGAAGGAGAAGAAAAUAAAAGAACUGCAGAAAGGGGAGGUGCCCAAGUUUAAGGCACUUCCUGUGCCUCAUUUUGACACCGUUAGCCUGCCAGAAAAGAAGGUGAAGAACGUGACCCAGAUUGAGCCUUUCUGCUUGGAGACUGACAAAAGAGGUGCUCUUAAGGCACAGAUAUGGAAGCACCAGCUGGAGGAAGAACUGAAACAACAGAAAGAAGCAGCUUGCUUCAAGGCUCGUCCAAAUACCAUCACCUCCCAGGAGCCCUUUGUUCCCAAGAAAGAGAAAAAAUCAGUUGCUGAGGGCCUUUCUGGUUCUCUAGUUCAGGAACCUUUUCAGCUGGCCACUGAGAAGAGAGCCAAGGAGCGUCAGGAGCUGGAAAAGAGAAUGGCUGAGGUAGAAGCCCAGAAAAUCCAGCAGCUGGAGGAGGCCAGGCAACAGGAAGAAGAGCAGAGGAAGGAGGAGCUGGCCAGGCUACGGAAAGAAUUGGUGCACAAGGCAAAUCCAAUACGCAAGUACCAGGCUGUGGAGGUAAAGUCAAGUGACCAGCCUCUGACAGUGCCUGUAUCUCCUAAGUUCUCCACUCGAUUCCACUGCUGAACUCUGCUGUGAGUUGCAGAUGCUGCUUGGCAACAGGAGCUGCUCCUUAUAUCACACCAGGCAUGGACCUACCUACCCAUGCCUAGCAGAGCAUACCUGACAACGGUGGACUCCAGUUUUGUUGAGAAUUGUUCUCAUUCAUUUUUGAGGCUAACACUGAGACGUGGUUCAUCUGUGUCUCCAUCAUACUCCUUAUAGUUAUUUCCUUUAAACCAUCAGUUGACCUUUAAUAUUGGACUUAACUCUGACUAGGAUUUUAGGUGUCUGUGUCAGCACAGUGCAAUUUCUAUUUCCCUUUAUCCCCUUCCUUUUUAUAUAAAUAUGUGUGUGUGUGUGUGUGUGUGUGUGUUUUAAUCAGAAAAUAAAGUAGUUAAAUCCUCAGAUAGGGUUUAAGUCAUGGUUUAAAUGAGGAAUAAUCUAUAUCAGAUUUUUUUUCAUCAUCUCUGCAUGAAAAUGAAUUUAUAGUUUAGAAGUCCUGCACCAGUGAGCAGGUAGAACAACACAUGGAUUCAUAGGGAACCACAUGGCACCAUUUGCAAGCUUCUAGCAGAGCUGCUAUAGGCACAGUCUCUCUCAUCAGUGCUGAUUAUAACAGGGAAUGGUGCCGCAUGCAUUUUAAGACCUAGCCUAGCGUAUUCUGUUUUGUUCUACCCUUCCUGAUUUUGUUAUUUAAUGUUAAGUCUGUCAGGUCCCUUUAGAGGUCAAAUCUUACUGAGGAAUGGGUAAUUGCAGAGGUGGGUCCAGGAACUUUUAAGAACAUAGACUCUGUCCUUAAAGGAAAAUGCUUUGUAACUUUUUUCUAUCUUAAUGUCAGAAUAUCCUCCACAUUUUACUACCUCCCUCCCAGUAAUCACCCAGUCAUGUGUGUUAUGCCUUUGCAUAGUCUGUGCCUUUUUCCCUCAAUGAGCUGCUUCUCCUCUUAUAAAUUCCUCCUUUUAAAACUUAGCUCAAGUAAAAUCUUUUAGAAAUUUUUUGUUAA